Macrobrachium nipponense is the source of this 4912-nucleotide messenger RNA. RefSeq names its product carbonic anhydrase-related protein 10-like. The record is from RefSeq and is a predicted model, not a curated record. Bases 639 to 1814 code for a protein of 391 amino acids. The transcript is spliced from 9 exons. NCBI's taxonomy places the organism in Eukaryota, Metazoa, Arthropoda, Malacostraca, Decapoda, Palaemonidae. Gene Ontology annotation, molecular function: carbonate dehydratase activity; zinc ion binding.
CAGGGCCGGUAGGCUUCAGGGCAGGCGAUGUCAGUCAGUCUCCCGUUAGCUUUCGUGGGAACGGGACGCCAACUUCCCACCUCCUGCGUCCGCCCCACGUGGAAUCGCUCGUUCUCCCCCUUCUGCUAGAUGCCAGUUUGUGUUCGCUGCGAACCGCUCGUUAUUCGCGGAAUAAGGCAUGACGACUCGAAUGGUAGUGGCGACUUGAGAGCCUCGGUCGGAGAUGUUUUUGACAGAUACAGGUCGUUUUGAUCACACGUGAUUGGCGAUCAUGUAAUUAGCACGGCGCUUCGUGAGAGGUCGUGGUGUUGACGAGAAUGAGUUGACUGACUCUUCGGAACCUUUCGGGAGGCGUUGCGUUAAGAGAAAGAUAAGAGAGAGAGAUAGAGUUAGAGAGAGAAAGAGAAAACACUAUAUUCUAGGUAUUUCAGUGCUUUCGUUCUGCAUUACACUGAAAAUUAACCCUACCCUCCCCCCCCAAAAAAUAAAAAUAAAUAAACAUCAUUGAGCGCCAGAGUAUUUGCAAUUGACGUAACUGAAAUAUCAAGUGGUGGUGUUGAUCCUUUUAGAAGAAUCCUAUUUUCUCGCCUCCAAUCCUUCGUAGUCCCAUUGCAAGGCCCCACGAAAAGUCCUCGAGGAUGAAGAGGAUAAUCCGACAGAUUGCCCACCUACCAGGAGUCCUAGGGAUCCUUCUGAUAUUGGUGGAUGUGGCUGCUGGUUUAGGCGUAAGCUGGGAUUGGCAGCGGUGGUGGACGUACGACGGAAUCUCUGGGCCACAAUUCUGGGGCCUGAUCAAUCCCGAAUGGUCCCUCUGCAGCAAUGGACGACGCCAGAGCCCAAUCAACCUGGAUCCGUCCUUGCUUUUGUACGAUCCAAACCUUCGCCCUCUCCAUAUAGAUAAGCACAGGGUGAGUGGCGUGGUGAACAACACGGGCCACAGCGUCGUGUUCACCGUCGACGAGGAAGAGGAAGACCCCGCUCAACAACUCGCCGGCGGGAUGGGCAUCGCCGGUGGGAUGACUGCGGGCAACAGCAUAGACGUCGGACCCAGCAUUCCGCUCGGGCAUGGGCUCAAUACCCUCCCCAACAGCUUGGGAGGAUUAGACCCGAGCUUGGGCGGCGAUUCCGUCCCUGACGGCACCGGGGAUUUCGGUCGCUCGAGGCACCAUAGGAACGCGCCCCUCAACAUCACCGGUGGUCCACUUUCCUACAGGUACAGGGUUGGGCAAGUUCAGCUUCAUUUCGGCUCGAAGGAUUAUAUGGGCUCUGAACACACCGUAAAUGGAUCAGCUUUCCCAGCAGAGAUACAAAUCUACGGGUAUAACUCACAACUUUUCAAUAACUUUUCUGACGCUGUCUCGCGAGCGCACGGCAUCGUCGCCAUUUGUAUAAUGAUUCAGGUAGCUAACCAAGGCAACCCGGAACUCAGGCUUCUGACGGACGCCAUGGAGAAAAUCCGAUACUCGGGCAGUUGGACGCCGGUAGAGCACUUGAGCAUACACGGCCUCCUGCCUUCCACCAAGAACUACAUGACUUACGAAGGCUCGCUGACGCAGCCGCCGUGUCACGAAACGGUGACAUGGAUCGUGAUUAAUAAGCCCAUCUACAUCACUAAACAGCAGCUCCACGCUCUGCGGAAGCUCCACCAGGGGACGAAAAAGUCGCCGAAGGCGCGAAUGGUCAACAACUUCCGGCCGACGCAGCAGAUGUAUCAUCGGCCGUUGCGCACCAAUAUCGACUUCUCCAACAGCCGACAGCUGAAUUGUCCUUCCAUGUCUAGGCAAAUGUAUUAUACAGCUAACACUUGGAGGUAGUGGAGCAGUUUCCUCAAGUAGCUGCAUUGAACUCGGCUCGCAAAGCUCAAGAAGAAGAAGAAGGAGAAGAUGAUGAUGAUAAGGAGGAGGAGGAGGAGGAGGAGGAGGAGGAGGAGAGGGUGGGAGGACCCACCUUCAUGGCUUGAAGCGUCGUCUCCACUAGGACAGCUAUAACUGCUAUUUGACGAAUAUUUCGCACAUUCAGAUUACGUGGUCGCCAUUCCAAAGAUGAUUUGCAGUGUUUUUCAGUGUUAAGGAUUCCCAAUCAUAAACCGUUUCUCGAUUGUAUCGUUUAUUGUAAUAAUCAAAACGAGCCUCCUCAUCGACACGCGUCGUAUAGACAGACAGACAGACAGACAGACGCCCAUUUUUCUACAAAAAACGUCUCCUGGAACAGUUUAGUUUCAGACGGGAAAAAACAAGGAAGUGAAGCAAACGGAAAACUAGAGCGGAAUUUUUCCACACAAAUGACGUUUGUUUUGGGAAAAUGAGAAGUGGAAGUAAAGAAACUAUAUACUAGAUUUGUACGUUUCCGGUCAGAGACUGUUGAAAAAUAACCGGGCCUCAUAGAGAAGCGUAUAUAUAUAGUAGAACUUGAAAGAUGGAAAAGGAAUAUGAUGCAAGAAAGCGAAAGAGUCACAGUAACGCAUAAGGUCAAAGGAGGGGGGUGGGGCGCGGAGGUUGGAACAUAGAGGACGAAACAUUUUUUGCGACGGGAGGAUCUGUCUUGAAGAGAGGGGUGAAAUGGUAAAGUUAUUUGCGAAGGUGAUAAAAGUCCCCUAAAGCAACACUUUUGAAAAGGAAAACAGAGGAAAAUAAGUUUCCCCGCACAAGGGAAACCAUUUCAUGAGAGACAAAAUCAUGAUAAUUAUUGUUGUAUAUUUAUUUGCUUUGAUUUUAUAGUUUGGUGUUAUGGAUGCAACAGGUAAUGUGACUGAAACAGAAGAUGUGUAAAUGAUAGUAGAGUCACUCUCACUCACUCAAUCACCCUCUCUUUCUCUCUUUCUUGCAUUGCAUACAUACACACACACACACAGACUCACAAAACUGCCCCCUCUCUUUCUCCUCUCUCUCUCUCUCUCUCUCUCUCUCUCUCUCUCUCUCUCUCUCUCUCUCUUCCUCUCUCUCUCUCUCUCUCUCUCUUUCUUCUCUCUCUCUCUCUCUGUCUCACUGAUAGACGUGAGAGGUGCCUCACACUGAGGGACCUGGGGCAACCCGAACGAGCUGUAAGGUCUGUAAGGUAAGGCCUCUCUCUCUCUCUCUCUCUCUCUCUCUCUCUCUCUCUGUCAGUAUAAAGUGAUUUCUUAUUUAUGUUCAUUUGCACUGAAGUCUGGAAAAUAUAUAGCCGUCUUUCUGGAGCGCUUAGAUGCAAAAUGAAUUUGGAAAAUGUAAAGAGAUAUGUGGAGAUAACAGGAAAGUUCGAAACGCUCAAACACACACGAGGAAUUGUACGGAAAAUAAGUAAUAGGGAAAUAUAAGCGAAGCUAGAGGAUCUAGAAGUGAGGCAGAAAGUAAAAGGAAUACACAAAAAAAAGAAUGAUAAAAUUUGUUAAGCGAAUACUAUGGGAAAUAGAAAACUGAGAAGAAUAUAGUUAUUACAAUAGUUUGUACUUUAUUUUAGAAAUAUAUAUUUUAAAACAAAAAAAACUACUAAAUGGGUUUUCGUAUUAAAACGCAUAAUAAUCCUUUAAUUUAGAUUGCUGUCAUGUCAGGCUGUUCAGCAGAAAGGACUCUUGGUUGAAAAAUGAUUUUAUCAAUUUAGAAAAAAGAUAACAUUUUAAUUCAUGACAAGAACCCUUAAAGUAGAUAAGGUUGGUUAGUCUCUUUGAUAGGCGCUUGAUAGACAUUACAAAAAAAAGCAAUUUGUUUUAAUUUUAGAAACUUUGUGUGUUCAUGUUUCAUUCUGAUUUCCCAACGCCUCAGUUCCUGUUUUCAUUUAGUUUUUAUUGUUUACGUUUCUGUUUUACGUAAUUUCAUUAGCUUCUGUUCCUGUGCGAUUUAGUUUUCAGUCUGUGCUCCUAUUUUGUUGUGUGUGUGGCUGGCAUAGUCCUGUUUUUAUUCAGUUAGUUGUGUGUAUUUGCGAUCAUAUUUAUAUUUAGUUGUCAGUCUGUGAUCCUCUCAUGUUGUCUGUGACAAUUCUGGUUUUCUUUAGUCUUUGACUUGAGGUCCUAUAUCUACGAAGUCUACGCGACUCUCAUAUUUAAUAUUCGCUCUUUCAUGUUCAUGUAUAUCCGUCAUUUUCUUUUCGUUGACAAUAACGAGCCCCUGACAUAUCCCUAGUUAUUUCGCGCAUUUCGUUGUUACCAAAAGCCCUUUUCGCCGUACGUUUCAUGACGGAACCAGCGCUUGUUUACAUUGGCACGGGCUCCAUUUGUACACUCGACGAGUGUUCACGUUUCAUCGAUGUACAGGCAGAGGAACAAUGGAUGCAAAUCGAGUUUUCGAUAACGCGAUCCGCGUCGGUUGAAAAUCAUACGUUUAGGGGGAUUCAUUUGAAUUACCCGUCAUUUUAAUUCCAGUAAUGUGUUAUUUUCAACGCGAAUUAUUCGGAUGUCGAAAUACACACACACACACACACACACACACACACACACACACACACACACACACACACACACAGAUCCAUUGAAUGGGAAGUCUAGGUUAUUUUUUUUUUAACACAAUGAGCCAGGCCGAUCCGAUUAAGGUAAAAAGAAUGAAUAAUAAUUAGUCAGGCAAAUAGGAUUUAUAGAUUGAAUUUUACUGCCUUUUUUCCCCCCCUAUUUUCUAGUAUCAUUAACAUGGAGUGAAUAUAAAUUGGAUUGGCGAUUUCAAUGGGAGUGAAGUGUGGAACGCUGCUAUGUUUACCCCCAGCGUUUUGUUUUUGUUCGUUCUUUUAUUUGUUUAUUUAUUUUCAUUUUUUUUUUUGUGACUUUUGCUGAUUGACUGACGGGCUGAAUUAUAAUUAACGUGGGCUGCAAUUUAUGUCGAGUAUAUUGAGUUUAUAUCUAUGCUCUCUCUCUCUCUCUCUCUCUCUCUCUCUCUCUCUCUCUCUCUCUCUCUCUCUCUCUUGUGUAUAGAGAGGAUAUAGAGGACCUCAUUUUACGUGCUUUUAUGGG